AUGGCGGAUGGAAACAGUUUAACGACGUGUCGUGUCGUGCUCCUCGCUCCUCUCUAGAGUCUUCCCCCUGGCGGCGGCCCAGCUCUUAGGUUCGCCCUCAGCCACACUCUCUCGCCUACGAUGUGAUUGUAUGCAGUCCAGAGGGGAGUUGGUACCAACACUCCGUAUCCAUGGCUUUUAUGGCUUCUAUGGCUUCCAUGUCUGGGCUCUGUGGGCUAGGCUGGCCUGUUCGGACUGCCACCACUCGUUCUCUUACAGUCUUCUAUUCCUUUGCCCGUUCCGUCCGUCGUCUGUCUGAAUACAUACAUACAAAAAAAAGUCCAACCCUGCAUCGAAACUUCAUCUCAUGCUGUACAUCUGCUUUCUUCGUAAGCCGUAGGAGCACGACAGGAACUCCUUGGAUACAUUACCUCCAUUAAGACGCAGGCGAGCUAGCGACCUCUGCAAUCUCUCGCGGAC
This is a messenger RNA of Aaosphaeria arxii CBS 175.79, 459 nucleotides long. RefSeq lists its product as uncharacterized. NCBI's taxonomy places the organism in Eukaryota, Fungi, Ascomycota, Dothideomycetes, Pleosporales. The transcript has a single exon. The record is from RefSeq and is a predicted model, not a curated record. The coding region runs from base 171 to 419 and encodes 82 amino acids.